UGAGUAGAAGAGAAACAUGGCAGAGGUUGAUGCAGAAAAAUGAGCGUCGUGCUGUUCCCAGGUCAGACUCAUCCUGAGCCAUGCCUUCUGCUGUGACAACUGUCCUCCUGAUGGGGGCGCUGAUGGUCGCGUCGGCCUUUGCUUAAUCUUGUAAUAAGCAAAGCGUCAGCAAUACCGACUCUGGCGAGCAGCAGACAAAGACUGACGGUGUUUGUGUGUCACAGACGACUUUGAUGGGUUGAAUACUCUGUGUUCCAACAUUGAGCUGGAAGAAUGUGAAAGUGACGUGUGUGGGGUGUACCGCCUGAAUGAAAACAGCUGCGUCAAAUUAUUGACCAUAGAAAAGGAUUUCGCCAACGCAGAGAUGACGUGUCAAAUAUUCCGAGGUCAUUUGGUCAAAGUGCAAAAUGAGGAGGAGCACAACAAGCUGCUGUGUAUGAUGUUACGGGUGUACCCACGACGACUCCACUACUGGGUCGGCGCUGAAAGAGGAGCAGUAAGCAGCCAACACACUGAUGAUGAUGUUGGUGAUGAUGAGCGGAUGAAGAGAUCCCAGUGGUUGUCUUUGUUUCAGGAUGGUAGUUUCAAGAGGGCUGAUGGAAGCGGAGCAGUGGAGUUUGCUCCGUGGGCUAAAGGUCAGCCCGACAACUACAACAAUGGCGAGAACUGCGUGUGGAUGAAUUCUGGCACCUGGGGUGCGUGGAACGACACCCCGUGUGGUGCGAUGAGUUCUGUGGCGUGCCAGUUGGCAAUGUGAUUGUUUGCUUCUCCAAGAGUCAACAAGAGCAGCCACUUCGUUUGUCUCCACGUCAUCACAAACACACUUUCACAGUCGUUGCAAUAA
Molecule: messenger RNA, 844 nt
Organism: Dunckerocampus dactyliophorus (ringed pipefish)
Lineage: Eukaryota; Metazoa; Chordata; Actinopteri; Syngnathiformes; Syngnathidae
Product: perlucin-like protein
Exons: 3
Coding region: 365-757 (130 amino acids)
Source: RefSeq, a predicted model, not a curated record